CCCAUUUGUGGCUGAAAGAAUCUCGAAGUCGAUGUCGAGGCCGCGAGAAAAGUGCUGAAGAAAAAGGACUUUUUUUGGAAAUUUGCCAAUGAGAGACCCUGGAACACCGGGUGGUUCAAUUUAGGCCAAGGAUAGACGGCCACACUUCGACGCCUCUCCACCACGCCUGACCAAAUAUCACCUAACGCAAAACUUUGACCAUGAUAUCCAGCAGAGAGAUUGCGCGUGCAGACAGGCCAUCAGCACGAUUUGUUGAAGCUAUCAAAACAUCGCAUGCGUGCACCAAUUCGUAUGCAUCUGUGCUGGUGCAGAUGCAGCUCCCAGCCAUACGAGAAGGUGCAUUUUGCCAUCCAAAUCCCAGACUCCCAACUAUCAUGGAGCUUUUUUGGAGGUUGGAACUUGUGCUGCCACCUUCAGGUCGGGGGUCGUCCAACCCUGUUCCAGAUAUGCCCUUGGGGGUUCAUUGGAGAGACGCGCGACUCUUCCGGUCUCCACCAACAGGUGUGCAGGCUCGCCUGCCCUCCACAUCGCUGCAGCCAAGAAAGGCACUCCAGCGCUGGCAAAUCACAGCGGGCGGAGUCUGGUCUUUUACCCAAAAUGUCCCAGAUAAUCCUGGUUUCAACUUUCUCAACUGGCGCAUGAGCUUGCUUCGACGGACUGAUAUCAGGGAAUUUCGUGCUUGUGGACAGAGGCGGAGGGGUGUGAAAAAAUUCGGCAGGAGGAGAGGCUAGGCUAAGUAGAGACGGAGAAAGCAGAUCGUCCUGCUGCAGCAGAGAGUCUGGUCUGGUUAGUCGUCGAAAGGGUAUCAAUGUUUCACGAUCUCGGGGGACAUCGACGAGGGGGAAGAACGAGAGAGCGCAGACGCUCACCAGUGCCCAUCCGCGAGCAUUGAAGGACUGCUGCUGAUGUCUGAUAAGAAACGCUGCUCAUUGUCGCUGAGCACGCUCUUGCCUCUUCCCUCUCUCAUUUCCG
Molecule: messenger RNA, 972 nt
Organism: Mollisia scopiformis
Lineage: Eukaryota; Fungi; Ascomycota; Leotiomycetes; Helotiales; Mollisiaceae
Exons: 2
Coding region: 201-731 (176 amino acids)
Source: RefSeq, a predicted model, not a curated record